CUUUAACCAGAACGGCUCCCCUCCUGCUCUCCAGAGUUGUAUGUUAAGGCGAGGUCUUUACUGUAAUGCUGUUUUUGUAGCAAGUUAAGACGGUUGGGUUUUUACCUUACACAUAUACAAAAUGGAUUCCGGCGUAGAGAGAGCGGACCCUGGGGACAGCGAACAGGAUGAAGAAGAGGAUGUGUAUGAAGUGGAAAGGAUUAUUGACAUGCGAGUGGAAGAUGGAGAGGUGCUAUACCGUGUGCGGUGGAAGAACUAUUCAUCAGAUGAUGAUACCUGGGAGCCCAAAGCUCACCUGGAGGACUGUAGUGAGGUGUUGCUGGCCUACGAGAGGUCCUUGGCUGAGAAAAAACUUAAGAAAGACUGCAGCAUGAAGCUGCCUAUGAAGAGCGACCUGUUCGAUGCAAACUCUGAGAGUGACAGCGAUAAAGAGAGACCGAAAGAGUCCCCUAGUAAAAAAAAGAAAAAGAAGAAGAAACACACAGAGGACUCGGAGGACGAGAAGUCUGAAAAGGACAAGAAGAAAAAGAAAAAGAAGGAGAAAUGGAAAGAGGACAAACCGUUGCCUGCUCCCGAGUCUGAUGAAGAGGAGGACAGGGCUCCGACACCACCACCUUCUAAGAAAGAGAAGGCCACAGAUUCCAAGAAGAGAGCUAUUGAAAAGGAAGAGGAUGACAAUGAUGAUGCUCCUGCAAAGAAACACAAAAAAGAAAGCAAAGUGAAAGACGGAGGAAAGCAAAAGAAAGACAAUGUUGAUGAAAGGAAGAAAAAAAAAGUUAAGUCACAAAAAGAGAUUGAGACCUCAGAAGAUGAGACAGACAAGAGUGAUGCACCAUCAGAAUUCUACACCGAUGACACUUCUUCAACAGGCAACCUUAGUAUCACAGCAAAACCUACAACUCCCAAAACCACAGAGAAAUCCACUCGGAGUGAAAGCGGGAGUGACCGUUCCAAGGCAAAACAGAAGAAGAACAAAUCUGAACUGAAGUUGCAAGGUUUCAAAGACUUGGCUCCGGACAAGAACCCCAAAAAGACAGAUAGUUCAGCUCUGCUGCUCAAAGAGAGUGGCCUAAAUAAGUUGAAGAGCCUGGCUAGCAGUAAGGGCAGCAGCAAGUCGUCUCGCAGUGAGGAUGAGCCUGACUCCAGUGACACGGGGGCCACAGCAAGAGCAAAAUACAAGGCUAAAGGUCUGGACUCAAACUUGACUCCUCCAAAGGAUUCAUCCGUAUCAUCAUCCUCUACAGUCGUAGCUGCUCCCAGCAAGCCAAGAGAGGAGGAGUUGAAGGAGUCAAAGGAAGAAGCUGGAGAGAAGGGUGCUGCUCCGAAUAAUCUCUUUGAGAAGUUUUUGCUCAACUGUGAGGCAAAGGAUCGUGUGCCUAGGAAACAGGCAGCUCACACAACACCAAAGAAUUCAGGGAAGACUGACAGAAAAGCGAGAAAGGAGUCUCCAGUGCAGAAGCCUGAGUUUGAAAAGGCAAAGGAGGGCACUGUUGUCAUGGAGACGGACGAAAGACAGGAAAAGACCACACAAGAGUCAGAAAAGAGUGACCGGUCAAAUGAACCUGUGGCCAAGACAAAGGAGGAUCUACAACGGGAACAGAAAGAAGAAGAGCAGAGAAGAAGGAAAGAGAGGCUUGAGGAGGAGGAGAAAAAGAGAAAAGAGCGGCUCGAGGAGUCCCAGAGAGAACGGAAGCUGAGGAUGGAAGAGGCACAGAGAGAGAGACAGAGACUGGCAGAGGAGGCUCGGUUAGAUCGGCUGGACAGGAGGUCUAUGAUGGAAGCUAUGGCAUCUGCUGAGUCUACUGAAGAUUUGAGGUGGAAGGAGAGGAGAAGGAAGAGGCGGGAGGACAGCGAGUCUCGCCUCCUUAUCACCUGCGAUGACAAUCAGGACUCUCAGGACCCCCUGGAACGCUCUGACAAAACGCCUGACAGGGGCCCGCCUUCUCUCAAUCUUGGCGUUGAGCUGAAGCUGGACUGGAUGACACUGGAAGACUUUCAAAAACACUUGAAUGGAGAGGAUGAGAAUCUCUCCCCGUUAGCCUUAACUCCCACCGAGUUGCGGGAUGCCGUAAAAAAUGGGAAUUAUCUGGCUGUGAAACGUGCACUCAGUUCCAAAGAGGACUAUAAUCUGGACCAGGAGGACUCCAGUGGUAUGUCUCUGUCUAUGCUGGCUGCUGCCGGUGGACAGGAUGAUAUCCUCCGGCUGCUGAUUAAGAAAGGAGUGAAGGUUAAUGGGCGGCAGAAAAAUGGCACCACAGCCCUUAUGCAUGCUGCUGAUAAGAAUUUCCUCACCACUGUGGCCGUUCUUCUCGAGGCAGGAUCUUGCUUAAAUGCUCAGACUGUGGGUGGGGAAACGGCUCUUAUGAAGGCAUGUAGGAGAGGAAAUGCAGAUAUAGUGCGCCUCCUACUGGAGUACGGAGCUGACUGCAACAUCCUCUCCAAGCACAAAACAACAGCCUUGCAGUCUGCCAAGCUCAGCAACAACAUGAUGGUGUAUGACCUCAUCAAAGACCACAUCCAGACGUUAUCAACAGUGGCAGAGGAGACGAUCAGAGCGUAUUUCGAGACACGUUUGGCUCUGCUUGAGCCUGUGUUUCCUCUGGCCUGCCAUCGCCUAUGUGAGGGACCAGACUUCUCACUGGAAUUCAGUUACAAACCCCCACAGCACGCACCUGGAGAGGGAUCUGGUAUCCUUCUCUUCAUCUUCCAUGCUAACUUCAUGACUGAGAUCACAGCCAGGCUCUGUGGGCCCUGUAGCGUUCAUGCUGUCAUCCUUAAUGACAAGUUCCAGCUGCCUAUCUUCCUUGAUAGCCACUUUAUUUAUUCCUUCAGUCCUGUUCAAGGAGCCAACAAACUCUUUAUUCGCCUAGCUGAGUCCCCCACAGCAAAGGUUAAACUUCUCAUUGGUGCAUAUAGAGUCCAGCUACAGUGAUGCCUAUCCGUCCCUUCAAGGUCAAAGUUCAGCAGAGAAUCUUUACCAUGCUAAGAGCCAAGAGUAAUUUCCCAAAACCUGUCCUCUGUGUGUCAUUAGACAUGCCAAGAAGAGGAGAUUAUUUGUAUUCAGUUUAAUGACUUGGAAAUGAAGGCCCAAAUACACUAGCCAGACUUUUAUAGCAGACGUUGGAGUGUGACUUCAGGAUACACCAUCAAACUGUCAGUGUUCUAUGAGGUUUACAGGAUUCCUGGGUUGUUGUUUUUUUUUGAGUAUGUACAUCCAGGCAUAGUUGAGAUAAGCGGGAGGGAUUGGCAUUUGUAAAGGCUCAUUUGUAAAUCUUGUUUGUAAAGGUUUUUCUUGUUUUAAAUACAAUAAUUUAUCACUCCAGCUUUACCCAUAGUUCAUAUGUUAUUGCCUUAUCACCUAGUACUUGCUGUGUGUGUGGAAUAGAGAGCAGGUGUCAGUUGUUCUUGCUACUAGUUUUGUUUUUGUGGGACCAAGAUGAGACUGGACCUUUUAAACACCAGAGAUGCUUCCCUACCCACUGCUUUCCUAUUCAGCUGUUUUACACUGAAUUUGGAUCUCUGGGGUAAAUGGAGUGUAGGAUCAUUUGUUUAGAAAAUGUACUAUAUCUAUGAAUAUUGGGUUUGUUCAACAGUAUAGGGGAAGUAUUAUCCAAGCAUGUGUGUGUUGGGGAUGUCUGUUUUUAGGGCUAGUAUCUGCUCAGAGGCUGGAGGAACCAAGUGUGAUGCCUUUUGUUUAGGACUGAACAUCUUGCCUCCAUUCGUCAUUAGGACUAAUGACCAUGUAUAUUAGUUGAUUAAUUCUUGCUCAUACACCAUGCAUUUGGGUUGUAUGACUAUGUUGACAGCCAAAAUGAAUGGAGCGAACCUAAUCUGGCAGAGAUAAUUGUCACGCGAGUACAGAUUAAGAUCAAGAUUAGAAUAGGUCAUAUUGGGAAUUUGUAACCACAAUUGAGUUACUAGAUGGGAGAUUCUUCUGGAAACAGUGUGCUGGACAACAUGGGUUUUUAAUUUAUUUCCCCUGACUGUUAAGAGUAACUUUAUGACUUGUUUUUGUUUGCUACCUUACUGUGUGAUAAAAUGGAAGAGUGAGAGAAUAUCCAUUUUGGCUUCCUCUUCAAAUAAACUGUACAUAUUUCCAUAACA
Molecule: messenger RNA, 4104 nt
Organism: Neoarius graeffei (lesser salmon catfish)
Lineage: Eukaryota; Metazoa; Chordata; Actinopteri; Siluriformes; Ariidae
Gene: mphosph8
Product: M-phase phosphoprotein 8
Exons: 14
Coding region: 122-2932 (936 amino acids)
Cellular component (GO): nucleus; cytoplasm
Molecular function (GO): protein binding
Source: RefSeq, a predicted model, not a curated record